UAAAAUUCAAAAUCAACAAAAUGUAAAUAAAAACAAACACAUAUGUAAUAAUAAUAAUGUACAUAUAAAAAGUUAUUUUUUUUUUGUAAUUUGUUGCUAAUUAUUAGGUUGAAGUGUACACAAACUGAAAUAAUUGAUAUAGAUAUUUAAAUUAGAUGGCUGUAAAUAGUUACUUUUAUAAAUUACGUCAGUUAAAAACAUUCAAAAACUGUCGUCUAUGGAGUACAUCAUUUGCUAAUUCGGAGUUAAACCCCGACAAUCCAGAUUUUGAGGAGAACAGUGAAGUCAAUCAACCAAGCACAGCGAGACUGACGCGACAUGUAAGAGAAAUUAAUGCGUUCUUUGAACAACACCCAGAUUUCCAACAUUUAAAAAGAUGGGUCCCAAAAAAAGUCUUAGAAACAAGACCUUACAAAAGUCCUGAGCAUAUAUAUUUAGUGUGCCCCAAGAUUGCAACAUCAGUAGCAAGACAUAUAAAACAAAGAAUCCAAGGUGUCACUUUUAUUGGAGAAAGUAAUGCUGGGUUUGGCUUGAUUACGAAAGCAUUAUUGAAUGAAGGAGUUUCCUCACCAAUAAGGAUAUAUGAAAGUUUACCAGAAUUUCAGCAAUAUCUAAAUGAAAGCUUUAAAAAUGAAGAUCGAGUAAUUUUAUACCCUAAGGAUUUUUUCUCACUUAGGAAACAUGCCUCAAUAGAUAGGUUAAAUUGUAGCUCCACAGUUUCUGAAAUGAUAGAGGGGAUAUCAAUGAGGACUUGGAGAGAUGAGCCUGCAAUAACUCUAGUUGGUACAUUAACCAAUAAUACAUUUUUAAAAUACCUUAUAAGGUGUCUAAUUUUACAAAGGGAGCCAAUUACUUAUGGAAGAAUUGAUCUUUUCUUGAUAACACCUUUAAAUCAAUGGCAAAUUUAUACAGCUACCUCGGAUAAUGUUUAUCGCCAGUACAAGGCUGUAUCAACACUGUUGCAAACAUUUUUUGAUAUGGAAUUAAUAGACAAAUAUCCUAGGAAAUAUUUCCUUCCAUGGCAAAACCAUUCAAAGAAAAGUCGAGGGAAAAAGGAUCCGUCAAAUUUUGAGGAAGUAUGUUUGAUGAGAAUGACAAUGAAAAAAGAUUUUCCAAUAACGGCAGAUCAUUUUCUGCCUUACUAUUCUUUUAUAUCGUUUUUAUAUGCUAGAGGGUCUGGUUCCAUUAUUAGCACCUGUGAAAAAUAUAUACCAAAUAGCGGUCAAAGCCUUAUUGUUCCAAAAUUGCCCCAUGAAGACUAUUUUGAAGACAUAAACAUUUUUACAAAGUUUAAAGAGUUGACUCCCAAACAACUCAUAAGUCUUUAUAAAGAAUUAGCUGCCCAUGAACACUUUGAUAGUAGUCCAUUUAUGGAUAUGGUUGAACAGGAACUGGUGAAAAGUGAGACUAUAGACUCUGAUUUACACGAGUAUAAUACGAAACAUAAAUAGUGAAAAGUAAGCUGUUUUCUCCUGAUUUCCUUAUCAAUUUUUUACUCAUGAGUUCUAGCAAGUCCAUUCAAUUGUUUGUGAUUGUAAAAAUAAGAUUUUUCUAAUGAAUGUUAUUUAUACGUUUAUUCUUUGUUCUAAAUAUAUUUCUUUUCGUACAAACUAAAACAUUUAAUAAAUUAAGAUUUUAUUGUUGUUUCAUCAAAA
Molecule: messenger RNA, 1655 nt
Organism: Anthonomus grandis grandis
Lineage: Eukaryota; Metazoa; Arthropoda; Insecta; Coleoptera; Curculionidae
Product: dimethyladenosine transferase 2, mitochondrial-like
Exons: 7
Coding region: 156-1451 (431 amino acids)
Biological process (GO): rRNA methylation; transcription initiation at mitochondrial promoter
Cellular component (GO): mitochondrial matrix
Molecular function (GO): mitochondrial transcription factor activity; rRNA (adenine-N6,N6-)-dimethyltransferase activity
Source: RefSeq, a predicted model, not a curated record